Messenger RNA from Odontomachus brunneus, 6680 nucleotides. RefSeq names its product kinesin-like protein Klp98A (gene Klp98A). Gene Ontology annotation, biological process: microtubule-based movement. Gene Ontology annotation, molecular function: microtubule binding; ATP binding; microtubule motor activity. Bases 290 to 4345 code for a protein of 1351 amino acids. Lineage: Eukaryota; Metazoa; Arthropoda; Insecta; Hymenoptera; Formicidae. The record is from RefSeq and is a predicted model, not a curated record. The transcript is spliced from 16 exons.
UGCCGUGAGCGUGCGUGCGUGAGAUGAUGUCGCUGCUGCUGGUGGUGGUCGCGCUCCAGGCUCUGCGAGAACGAGGACGGUGGUGCACGACGGCGACGUCCGUCCACGGCUGUGCCGGUGGACGCGCGUAGUAGUGUCGCGACGCCGCGCUCUACGUCGCAGCCAGCGUGCCGCCGAAGGCGUGUCGCCGCGUCGCGUGUUUCGUGCACGUACACAACGAGACGGUGGACGACACUCGUGUUCUCACUCACAUCGUUAGCUAGCCUGAUGCGAUCGUCGCGUCGGAACCAUGGCUUCGGUGAAGGUGGCCGUGAGGGUUCGACCCUUCAACAAGAGAGAGCUGGCGAUGAACGCGAAGCUGAUCGUGCAGAUGGACGGCAAGAGAACGCGGAUCUUCAACACCAAGACACCGGGUAGCUGCAGAGAUAUCGACCGGGAGAAGUACAAAGACUUCACGUUCGAUCACUCCUACUGGUCCUUCGACUCGAACGACGAGAACUAUGUGUCCCAGGAGGAGGUUUUCUACGAUCUUGGAACGGACGUAAUAGAAAGUGCCUUCGAGGGCUACAAUGCCUGCGUUUUUGCCUACGGCCAGACAGGAUCCGGGAAGACUUUCACGAUGAUGGGCACACCGGAAUCUCAAGGAUUGAUACCGCGAAUCUGCAAGACACUCUUUGCUAGAAUGGCAACUGGAAAGGAGAGCGGAGCGUCGUACAGGACGGAAGUAUCGUUCCUGGAGAUUCAUAACGAAAAAGUGAGAGACCUGCUUAGACUGGACCAAAGCCAAUCACACUCGCUUAAGGUGCGCGAGCACCCGAAACGGGGGCCUUACGUCCAAGAUUUAUCGAGUCACCUGGUCUACGAUUAUUCGGACAUUCAGGAAUGCAUGGUGAGAGGUAAUACGCACAGAACCACAGCCAGCACAAACAUGAACGACGUGAGUAGCAGGAGUCACGCGAUUUUUACGAUAACCUUCGUACAGGCCGGCUACUCGGAAGGCAACAUGCCGUCGGAAACCGUUUCCAAGGUGCACCUAGUCGACUUGGCCGGAAGCGAACGUGCGAACGCGACUGGAGCAACGGGUCAGCGGUUGAAGGAAGGCGCGCACAUCAACAAGUCCUUGGUGACUUUAGGCUCUGUGAUAUCCGCACUCUCCGAACUAAGUUCGGGCAGCGACGCGUCGUCUAUGUCGAAGCGGAACGUCUUCAUUCCUUACCGAGAUAGCGUGCUCACGUGGCUAUUGAAGGACUCCCUGGGUGGCAAUUCCAAGACUAUCAUGAUCGCAGCGAUUAGUCCGGCAGAUUGCAAUUACGGGGAGACUCUCAGCACUCUUAGAUAUGCCAAUCGCGCGAAGAAUAUCAUCAAUAAACCGACCAUCAACGAGGAUCCCAAUGUGAAGCUUAUCAGGGAGCUCAGAGAGGAGAUACAGAAAUUGAAGUCCCUUAUUGGCAAGGAUAUGAGCGUGGAGAGGCCGCCGCAAGUAUUGUUAGAUCAGAUCUACGAGAAACAAGAACAAGAGAAGGUACUGACCGAAGAGUGGACCGAAAAGUGGCGAGAAACGCAACAGAUCCUACAGGAGCAAAAGGCGCUGGGACUGCGAAAGAGCGGCGUCGGCGUUGUUCUCGAUUCGGAGAUGCCACAUCUGGUUGGCAUCGACGACAAUCUCCUCAGCACCGGCGUCACGUUGUAUCACCUGAAAGAGGGCAAAACUUUAGUCGGCACAGAGGAAGCUCCUAAUGUCCAGGAUAUCGUGUUAACUGGCGCGGAUGUAGAACCGGAGCACUGCAUAGUCGAGCUGGAUAGCGGCGUGGCGACGCUGCAUCCACUUUCGCCACACUGCUGGAUCAACACCGCCCAAGUGGACAAGCCGACGCGAUUAUCGCAGGGCUGCAUCAUUCUCCUGGGCAGAAAUAACAUGUUCCGAUAUAACGAUCCAGCCGAGGCGGCGAAACUACGGAAGGAAGGCGGCUCAGGCAACGGCAAUCUUCAGUCGACGGUCGUUAAUCUGUCGAGACUGUCGCUUUUGAGCUGGAGCGUCUCUGAUCUGCACGCCUCCUCUUCCAGUGAUAAUCUCUUGAACUCGAGUGAAGACCUCAGGGCGGUCGAAGAGCUGGAGCAGCAGAAGGCCGCUCUUAUCAAGGAGAAGGCGGACUUUAAGAGGGAACAAGAGGAGCGCGAGGAGAGAUGGGCUGCUCGGAGAGAGGCUCUCGAAGGAGCACAGCGCGAGCUGGAACGCGAAUGGGGCGCUCAGUGGAAAGAAUGGGCGGACGCGAUCACGGCCUUGGAGUCGCGGCAACGAGAUCUGCGCGUGCGACGGCAUCACCUGGAACAAGAGCGACGGGACGAAAUGACGCAAGUAGAAAAUAUGUGUAGGGAAAUCGCCUCUCUGCGCACAACAUUGCAGUCCAAGCAUCGACAGCUGCAAGAGAUCAUGAACAGUCACGAACGUGCGCAAAAUUUUCACCAUCAGUGGGAGAAGACGGAUAACGGUGCCGGAAGUGACAGCAGUCUGCCCGAGUCGUGGUCCAGCCUGAACGACGAGAAGUGCAUCGACAGCGUCAGAGAGCUGGUCAAUCAUCACAAGAAAGAGCUGGUCGCCUUGGAGAACGAGCUGCAGAGCAAGGUGAGGUCGUUGAAUGAGCAUCAGAGCAAGGUGGACAAGAUGGAGGAGGAGCUGAUGGAAAUCGCGAAGAGGCAGAAACACAUGUUCCAUUUAGAAGAUUCACUUGAUGAUUUUCAGUCGGCCGACGAAGGAGUAACGGACAAGAAGUUGUUUCUGUCCAAGCGGACGCAGGAGCAGAUGCAGGAGAUCCUACGGAGGAAGCAGAGUCUCUCGUUGAACCUGAAGCGCGCGCUACCGGCGUCACCGGGUGAUCAGUCGUCGAGCGGCGACGAGACGACGUCCAGCUGCGACAUGAAGUCCUUCCAGGACGCGAACAAUCGGAAGCUCCAGAUCGUCUCGGCCCUGAGCCUGUUGCCGCAGAGUGUGCCGAGUUCUAUCGAGACCAUGGAGACCUUUCACACAGCGGCGGCUGAUUCUCCGGAUCCUCCUGUGGUGUUCGUGGACGCCGACACGACGCGGACGAGCGACUCCACUGCGAAGAACGAAGACGCACAGGAGCAGGAGGAGGAGAGUGGGGAGGACGAUGUGACGCGCGAUUGUAGAAUAUCACCGGAGAUAGAGAGUGAAGGCACGACAAUAAUAAACACCGGUAAAGUUUCCUCGUUCACCACGGAGACGGCGACGACGACGACGACGACGACGAGCGACGAGGAGGAGCAGAAAGAGAAGGAGGAGAAGAAGACUAGUUCGCCCACGGUGACUUCCGCGAUCACGGAGAGCAUCUUCCAGGACUCGCUGGAGUCGCCGAUACAACAGAAUCCGGCGAUGAAGAGACUGAACCAAAGAAUCGCGCGUCAGCGGAUGAUGGUGAUGAGAUGCCUGGAGGCGAACACCCCGUCGAAGGAGGACCUGAAUCGACAGAUAAUGAUACUGCAGGACUUGCAGAAGCAGCAGAUCGAGCUGGAGGUGUCGCUGCUGGAGGACGAACGAAAGAAUCAGAGGCAACCACCGGCGCGGUGUAGCGACGGCGACGAUAGGCUCGCGAUCGCCAGCGUGGGCAACGUGGACUAUGUACAGAACGAACCAAAUGCUUAUUGUAGUGUAGAAUCUACGAAUAAUAGCUCCGCCAUUCUAUUAACGGUAGCGACAACCAGAUCUCAACUUUUCAGGAAUAACAGGCCUAAUACUAAUGAUCAAGAGACUUUGUCGGAAACGACACCGCCCAGGCGAUCCUCCAGUCGCGGUUACUCGACGGUCUAUUUGACGAGCCAGAAUCGUGGCGACCGAUUGAGCAGUCCGUAUUCCCUGACGAUCACGAGAUCCCUGCCGUCGUUGAUAGCGAACGACGGCGACUGCGACAGCGUGAUCAACAUGAUCGUCAGUAUACCGUCGUACGUGAUACGCGGAGCUGGCACGUCCAGCCAUUACGAGUAUGAGGUGCGAGUCGUAGCACAGGACGACAGCUGGACGCUGUUGCGUAGAUACAGAAGGUUUCGAGAGCUGUAUAUAUCUAUGCGGCAGAAAUACGGUAGCAAGGUCGCAGCGAUACGCUUUCCUCCGCGCCAGGUUUUUCCAAAGUACGAGGUCGUGGCGAGACAGCGCAGGAAACGUCUCGAAGAAUAUCUUCGCCGAUUGAUUCAAAUCUGUUCGGAGCUGCCGCACUGUGAGCCUCUAUACAAGCACAACGGCAAUCUCAGCAACAUAGAUAAGCAAUCUCUCUUGGAAUUCAGUCCGUUCUUCAGGCGCGGCAUGUUCGAGAGCAGCAAAUACGGCACCAGCUAAGAUAUCCUGUGUACGCUGCGUCGAUCUUCAUCCUUCUUCACACGCCGAAGAGCGAACGUUGUCUCUUCGAUCAAAGAUAGCGUAGCGAACGUACGUUUGCGAUACAUUGUAUUUUUCGUUUUCCUUUUCUGUCUUAUUUAUAAAGAUGUAGUAGUUAGAGUGAAGGAAAAAGUAUCGAUAAAUCGCGCGCGGCAGCGUGCUCGUACACGAGACGAGUCGCCUAACAUUCGUGGUAUUUCUUGAACUGUCGAUAUCGCGGAAAAUUAUGCGAGACUGCCUCUCCUAGUGUCUCGUCGGUGUCGAUGAUCCGAUACAAUUUUCAUCGAUGCUUCGAGAAGCACGCUAUUUAUUAUAUAAAACGGCUACGUAUUAAUAAUCCAAUGACAAGUAUGUUGAGUGACUCGUCCGGCGUGAUAUUUUAGUCGUUACAAAAAAUGUAUGCUUCCAGAAGCUUAGCGAUUGUAAGACUGUUCUAGACAAUUAGCGUUCCCUCUCGUUACCGUCUCGAGCGCAUCGCCGACGGCGAAUCCGAAGUGCACGCGGGGAUAUUAACGAGAAGGCAACGUGAUAUAUUCUUUACGAGAGAAACUCGUCUAUACGAUGGUUGGCGGAAGCGAAACACAUAUCGCGUCAUAGUGAUUUAUUUUAUCUUUUACAGAUAUUUUCCUAUAAUGUCUUUCUCCUGAUAGAAUCCACAAUCACGAAGUGUACCUUCCUGCGAAUAUAGUCGAAUCUUGUAGUCGAUAUAAUUCUCAGUUAUGUUGUUAGCGCGAGCACAAACGUUAUUGUAAAUUACGCAUUUUAUCGCAAGAAAUUAUGCGGGAGCUUAUCAGUAGCUACGGUGAUCAUGGGACAUCAUAUAGUUCGUUCACGAUAGUCUCAAAGAGUAUUUAUUUUAUGCGUCGAGAGUAAUGUUUUGUACACACGCGAUCCAAACUAUAGAAGAGCAAUCGAUGGGAUUGAAGAGAGAUAGAACUUUCCAUUAAUAUGUAAUUAUAUCAACUUGGGUAAGCGAAUAUGUGAGUUGUUACUAAUAAAAAUUGAAUAUGUUUGAGGUGAUAAAUUAUUAUAAACACGCACGCAUAUGUAAGUGUCUCGAUUCAAGUAGAUCGAUUGUUUCUUUCUCGUGAACGUGAUAAAAGUGUCGCGAUUCAAUAUCCGGAAGUGAAGAAAUAAGAGUUGGUCUCCCUGGUGAUACUGUUCACAAUAUUGUUUCCUACAUUACAUAUUUGUUUGCCCGUGUUGAUACAUACACCGCGGUCUUUACAAUGUUCUGCAGAUGCGUCAGCUUGUGAGAUGGCGGUGUUACAAGCGCAAAAAGACAUCAUAUCGCUGUUAAAGUUCUUCCGGUUCUGGGGAUUCUAUACGCAUACGUACAUAUACAUUUAUAUAUGUAUGCGUACGUAUAUUGUUACAUACAUAAUACUUAUAUAGUAUGUAUAUUAUAUAAAUGUAUAGUGAGGAAGUAGCAGAACCAUCGUUAAAGUUGGAACCGUUAUGCAAUCAUCGGCAUUUAUUUGAAUAAUAUUAAACCAAAGUGCGAUCAUAUGUUAUUAUUAUUAUAUUAUUAUAUUAUUACUAUAUUAUUAUUAUUAUAUGACAAUUAUCGAUUUCGCGAAAGUGUUGCCGCAUUGCUAUUAAUGACGACUGGUCAAAUUGGCUCGUGCGAAUUAAGUAUUAACGAUUACCAAAACGCUUCUUUCAUCGGUAUGCGAAAGACUUUAGAGAUAUUCGAAAUUAUGUAAAACGGCUUCCUUAAUUACAUAGCCAGGGGUAUUCAGCCUUGUUAUAUUCCGAUCAAUUGAUGGAUAAGAUGGGGAAAGUAAAGAAAAAGGGGAUAUUGAGAAUUACGCACUUUCAGCUUCGAACGCUGCUACUGUUUAGUACCAUAUAAAGUAAAUUAUAACGACUAAGCGCCACAAGUACGAUAAAUAUGCUUUUCGUAGUUAAAGGAAAAAAAAAGCAAAUAUUUAUUCCAUGGCUGUGUAUAACCGGACUCGAAAACCCCAAGAGAAGUGGGAGGAGAAAAUCAUCCUGGCUAGGUAGUAAUAGUAAUAAACACGGCGCUCCAGCACAAACAUCAUGAGAAGUGCGUAUUAUCAAGUAUCAAGGUAUCAAGUAUGUGUAUCAAGAUGUUAUACGGAGGCAGUUACUUACGGACAUUACCUCAUACAAUUUUCAAGGAAAAGAUAGAAAGCGGGAAAGAAAGUGACAGAGAAAGAAAGAGAGAGAAAGAACAAUCAUCGUCGUUAUCCGCUUUUUUAUACUUGAUCUACGAGACCUAUGUUCUGUAAGUGUAACAAUGGAGUACAAUAAAUUGUUAUAAUGCAGCGCA